Messenger RNA from Closterium sp. NIES-65, 396 nucleotides. NCBI's taxonomy places the organism in Eukaryota, Viridiplantae, Streptophyta, Zygnematophyceae, Desmidiales, Closteriaceae. The record is from the annotation of a GenBank genome assembly.
AUGAGGCAUACGGACGGGCAUGCCGUGGGGAUGAUGGGGAAGAUGUACGAUUUGAUGCUGCAGUUGACCGAGGACGUGGGGGACUUGCUCGAUGCGGACGAGGAGCAGCUGAGCAACGGGGACAAGGACCAGAUCCGCCGCAUCCUCAGAGACCGCUGGGACGGCAGCCUUGCAUGCGCUAUGCAUGUCGCUGGCCGCAUCCUCAACCCCGCCAAUCAGGAGGAAGAUAUUUUCGGCACUGAUCCCGAGUGCACGAGUGUCUUCAAGGCGUUCAUCAGCCAACAGGCCGAGGUCCUUGAGAGCCGCGGGGAUGGAGGGAUGACGCCUUACCCAUUCUCCUCCCAUUCCUGUCGCCUCUCCCCUUCCAUCCUCUCUCAUCCUCUCCCUUACUCAUGA